Molecule: messenger RNA, 645 nt
Organism: Pseudozyma flocculosa PF-1
Lineage: Eukaryota; Fungi; Basidiomycota; Ustilaginomycetes; Ustilaginales; Ustilaginaceae
Exons: 1
Coding region: 1-645 (214 amino acids)
Biological process (GO): phosphorelay signal transduction system
Source: RefSeq, a predicted model, not a curated record
AUGGCGCAGCCGAUGCUAGCUUCGCGGCAGCCGGCAGACUUGACGACCGCAGCAGCGACGGCGGGCGUCGCGGGACCGUCGUCGUCGCACCUCGUGCCCGGCUGCGCCUUUGACGCCGCGCACCCCGUCGCCUCGACGAGCGCUGGCACCACCGCGCACCAUGCGCCGACGACGCACGUCAUCGUCCCGGCGCCGCCGCCAUUCACGGUGCUCAUCGUCGACGACAACGCCAUCAACCGGCGCAUGCUGCAGUUCCCGCUCUCCAAGGCGGGCAUCAGCUGCGUCGAGGCCGCCGACGGGCUCGAGGCGGUGCAGAUGUUUGCGCUGCAUGCGCCCGACCUCGUCCUGAUGGACAUUACGAUGCCCGUCAUGGACGGCUUCCAGGCCAGCUUUGAGAUCCGCCAGCUCGAGCACUUUGCCGCCGCCGAGCAGGACGAGCACAGCGGGUCUUCGAUGGCAGGUAGGGCCCGGCGCAACUGCAGGAUCGUGGCCACGACCAGCCUCCAGUCCGAGGCCGACCUGCGACACGGCCAGGAGGCGGGCAUGGACGACUGGCUCGUCAAGCCCAUCAAGCCGGCCAAGCUCGUCGCCGACGUCAAGGCGUUCCAGCAGAUGCUCGCCGUCGAGGCCGCCAUCCCGAGCUGA